GUUCCUGCAACAGAACAACUUCAUGGUCCUAACUUCAGAAACAUCCAAUUACCUCAGGUAUGAAAAAAAUUGAAAAUUAAUUUAUUUGCUAAAAAUCUAAGAUAUAUUAAUCAACAUGAAGCCUUGAAAAGAGGGAAAAACCACAUAUGAAUGUGCAGCUUAUCAAAUUUUGUAGGUGGCUCCAGGUGAUAAAACACGGUCAUUAGAUGCUGAAGUUACUGCUGAGAGGUUAAUGGAUAUGGACAGAUGGAACUCAGUCCAAUGCACACGGGGGUGUGUUGUGUAAAAAAAAAAUUAGUAAAAAAAUUAUUGAUGAAAAAAUGAAAUGUAAAUUUUAAACUUAGUAACACAGGCAUUAAUAUUUGAUUUCUAUUUUUGUUUAUGCAGGAUGGUACAUAUUCAGAACAUGGGAUGCCAUUUGGUCAGAGUACUAAUGAUGUAUGUGGUGCAGAUCUAAAUGGAUUAUAUGAGGCUCAUGUUGGAUCACUUACACAUCUUCUAACAGCAGAAGAUGAUUUUGAUCCUCGCUUUGAUUACUCGUUUGAGAGUGGCUUAUAUAUAACUAGUAGAUGUGAUGGUGCUGCAACAACAACAAGCAAUGAUGGGGCAUAUCAGGGGAACAAUUUAUCUGCAGAAAUGGAAGGUUGUGCUUCUGGUGUGCAGAUUGGUUCAUCUAACAAAGAAACAAACUCAGUCAGUGAUGGUUUGGAGUACCUCAGUGUGCUGAAUGAACAACUUGGGUUGAAUCAUGCAAAAACUGGUACUGGUGGAGCAGCUAAAGAAUCAGUUGAAUCUUGUGGUGCUAAUGGCCAACAAUUUGGCAAUCUACAGGCAAAUGAAGAAACAGAAAAUUCACAACAAAUUAGUGAUGAUGAACAACCAUACAUAUCAAUCAAUGAUGCUGUUAUUGCAGAUGUUGAGCAUAAUACUGAAAUAGCCACAAGAGCAAUAGAAGACGACAUUACAAAAGAAGACAUAGAGAUUUUUAAACACAAUGAGAGUGUGGAAGCGGCAGCUAUAUCACUCAGCCAAGGAGGAGGUGAAAGUCUCCAUGUGCCGAGAAUUGAUAUGCAUUUUGAAACUCAUGAGCAUGAGCCAUGAGGCGUUGUUCCAUCUGUAUAUACCUUUUUUUAAAGGGAUGCAAUGUUGUCAUC
This is a messenger RNA of Panicum virgatum (switchgrass), 1154 nucleotides long. RefSeq lists its product as uncharacterized. The transcript is spliced from 3 exons. The record is from RefSeq and is a predicted model, not a curated record. NCBI's taxonomy places the organism in Eukaryota, Viridiplantae, Streptophyta, Magnoliopsida, Poales, Poaceae. Bases 382 to 1101 code for a protein of 239 amino acids.